This is a messenger RNA of Halichondria panicea, 9420 nucleotides long. RefSeq lists its product as uncharacterized. Gene Ontology annotation, cellular component: cytosol. Gene Ontology annotation, biological process: glutathione metabolic process. The transcript is spliced from 14 exons. NCBI's taxonomy places the organism in Eukaryota, Metazoa, Porifera, Demospongiae, Suberitida, Halichondriidae. Gene Ontology annotation, molecular function: 5-oxoprolinase (ATP-hydrolyzing) activity. Bases 62 to 2746 code for a protein of 894 amino acids. The record is from RefSeq and is a predicted model, not a curated record.
AACCAUUGCAGAGCACGUGUCAAUUCAGUUUCUGGUCUUUUAAUAAGUGUGUUGCAGCAUAAUGAGCUUAGACGAGCAGUACGUGAUUGGUGUGGAUGUUGGGGGCACAAACACGGACACUGCAGUUCUGCAUGGUGGUAGGGUGAUUGGUUUUGCGAAACGUCCGACUUCAUGGGACAAGACAGAAGGAGUCAUUAACUCUAUAGAAGCCGCCCUCCGUUCCCUCCCUGCGGAGACACGACAUCACCUCAUCUCCACAAGCAAUGUUCGAGUUGCCAUAGGAACUACUCACUUCACAAAUGCAGUUAUUGAAAGGGACGAAAAGAAUCUAACGUGUGUGGCCGUCAUUCGCCUCUGUGGCACCUCAACCAGAUCGUUACCUCCAUUCGUAGAUGUACCUCAAGAUCUCUCCAAGAUUAUCAAUGGCGGGUGCUAUCUAGUUGAGGGGGGAAUGGAGUAUGACACUCAAGAGAUUUCUAGCAUCAAUGAAGAUGAGAUUAGGCAAUGCGUAUCGACCAGUUUAUCUCGAGAUUCUCCUGUGAAGAAUUUUGUGAUAUGUGGAGUGUUUUCACCAUGUGCUGACCCUGAACGUAACCAAGAGACCAGGGCAGCUGCUAUUGUGAGGGACGAGUGUGAGAAGAGGGGUGUGGAGUGUAGCUGCACUCUGUCUCAUGAGUUUGGUACAUUGGGACUGCUUGAGAGAGAGAAUGCAGCCAUCCUCAAUGAAUCACUUAAAGAUAUGGCCAGCCAAACGAUCAAUGCUUUUGGCGAGGCUCUCUACCGACUGAAGCUCUGCUCUUCAAAGCAGGAUUUUUACCUCACACAGAAUGAUGGAACCCUCAUAAGUGCACAAGAAGCGAAAUGCUACCCUGUGCUGACAUUUUCCUCCGGACCCACCAACAGUAUGAGAGGAGCUGCCUUCCUUACUAAGCAUCUGAAUGCCAUUGUGGUGGACAUUGGGGGAACAACCACUGAUGUGGGGGUGCUCGUCAGUGGGUUUCCACGGCAGUCCUCAACACAGUGUGAGGUCGGUGGGGUCAAUACCAACUUCCCAAUGCCUGACGUUCAGAGUAUUGGGCUUGGCGGAGGAUCACUUGUGACGUUUGACUCCCAAUCCGGUCAUACUAUGGUUGGUCCAAAAAGUGUUGGAUAUGAGAUCACUAAGAAGGCUCUGUGUUUUGGUGGGAAGCAAUGUACAGCGACUGAUGUUGCCAUGGCAGCAGGGGUUGCCCCUAGUAAUUUUUGCACAGCACGUCAAGCAGUGGCUAGUUUGAGUACUGAUCUGGUGACCGCUGCUAUGAAUGAGAUGAAGAAUAAACUAGAGAAUGUCAUUGAUAGUAUGAAGACUGAGAAUGAAGCGUGUCCUGUGAUUCUAGUAGGAGGUGGCAGCAUCCUUGUGGACAGAAACACUCAACUAAGAGGAGUAUCCACCAUUGAAUGUCCCUCAGAGCACUUUGGUGUGGCCAAUGCCGUGGGUGCAGCACUGGGCACUGUGGGGGGAAGCAGUGACAGGAUAAUUAAUUUGGCUCCAAUCAGAGAGCAGUUAUUGACCUCUGAUCCCAGUCUUGGACAGGAGAGUGGUGACAAGAAAGCCCGGGAGAUGGCAAUGGAGAGAGGGAGGGAACAGGCCAUGGAGGAGGUCAGGAAGAAAGGGGGUAUAGCGAACACCGUGUACAUCCACUCUGAGGAGGUGACUGAUGUGACAUAUGUUACGGGCCGAGUUAGAGUGAAGGUGAAGGCCAUAGGAGCACUCACACAAGACUCGCUUAGCACAGCUGCUCAACCAUACACAGCCAGCACAUUACCACCCGCUACUGAGAUCACCAUGGGAACAGUACCCGGGAGUGAGACCUCCCAGUUCACUCCAAGCAUCCCUGGGUCGGUACAGGACAAUCCAUCAUGGCCCAGCGCUUCAGAGGAGGAGCUAGAGAACGACUUAAGAGCCGGUCUACCAACUCCACUUGUCAACAAGGAAACAGGUGUGUGGACUCUAUCGGAGCACGAUGUGGUUUGUCUAGCAACAGGAGCAGCCAUACUCGGUUGUGGGGGUGGAGGAAGUCCCUAUUUCGGCCAGUUGCGGGCUGCCCAACUCAUUAAAUCUGGAAAGACCAUCAGGAUUGUCAACCCUUUUAGACUUCAGCAGAAAGACAGAGGCCUUGUGUGUGGGGUGGGGUUCAUGGGUGCUCCGGCAAUACUCAUAGAGAAGCCACCCAACGGCAGAGAGACAUGUCUAGCUCUGGACACAUUGAGGAGAGUCCUUGCAAGUGGAGUAUGCGAGGGUGUAGAGGAUGGGAAAGUGAGCCGUGAAGGUGUGGAGGUGGUAGAGAAAACUUACUCGUGGAUUGAUGGGACCAAGUUUACUGGAUCAUUUGCCACAAGAGAAAGCUUAGCCAAUGUUAACAUGGCGAAAGUCUCAAAGGAGAGAUGUAUCACUGGCCUUAUCUGCUUGGAAGCUGGUGGAUUCAACUCCAUAGAGCCUCUGCUAGUAGGAGCUAUCGAGGACCUACCAGUGCUGGAUGUUGACGGAAUGGGACGAGCUUUUCCUGAGUUGCAAAUGUUCAUACCGUUUAUUAAUGGUUCACAACACACACCAAGCUCUCUAGCUGACAACCAAGGGGAGUGUAUAGCCUGUACUCACAUCGGAUCUUCAAAAGAUCUUGAGAACUUCUUCAGAUUGGAGACAGUCAGGAUGGGACUGUCUACCGUCAAACAAAAUAGACCAGUCAAACAACUGUUGAAAAUAUGAUGGCGAAAUUAUGCAUCCCAAUUGGGUCAUGAGACAAGCCUGGGCUUCCAGCAAAGGAGUUUGGUGAGCUGAAGAAAACUAUGUUCACUCAAUACUGGAAAAAUCCAAUCGAGUUUCGAAGCGGUAUAGCAGUAAGCGCUUGUGCUGAGGUAAAGAAAAUUAGGCUGCGCUUCUUGCGUUUAGACUACUUGAUGCUGAUGUACGUAUGCUGCUACAUGUAUUUUUAUUCAUGCUGCAUUGUAUGAUUCAAUAACUAUAAUGUGCUGUAUAAAAUUCCUAUCUUUCAUUACGUUCAUUAUCUUAUUUUUGUUGUUGUGUUGAACAGUUGACAACUUGUUAUGACUAAACAAUGGAAAAAUGAGGAGGUUGUAAUCAAAUGUUGUAUAGCUUGUAGCUCCAUUUAGUUCAAUGACACAGGUAUACUUUUCUCAGGUGUCUAAUGUACCGGGUGCAUUUUAGCAACAUCAACAGUCGCCCAAAAUGUUAUUCCUUCACCAAGUUCUUGUUUUGUGGUGGGCUUUACUUCACGUCGCAUGUAUUCUUUCAACUCAUGCCAUAAGUUUUCGAUGGGGUUGCAAUUUGGAGACUCGGGAGGAGUUGCCCACCAAUUCACACCUGUGCUCAAUCUUUGAUCCAGGACGGGUGUGUGAGCACUACAGGUACAUUGUACAUACAUAAUCCUGUUUUUGUGUAAACGAGCCUAAUCCGGAUUAGCCAACCCACUUCUGGAGUAGUCUCCUUCGCAGAACCUCCUUUUUCGAUAAAAUACAGGUGAAAUUGGUGGAACAAAGAAAGAAAGAAACUGCCUUUUGGGAAGCGGUGGAGGAGCCUCUGACGUCAGGAGUUUUCUUAGUGCACUGUCUUUCGACUGACAUGGAGGCAUAUAUACACACCUUGUCCAAAUGAGCAGUGUCGAGUGUCAAUAUUUGUAUAAGCAGUUAUCCAGUAGCAGCUGUAGUAGGGUCAUCGUCUUCCGAAAUGUCUACAACGACAGAUUUGGGAAUGACAUGUUACUUUCAUUUGCCACCACCUUCGGGGGUUUUGGAUCCACCUGAUUCAAUAUUAACCCUAGGGCGAUCUCCAGUGUUUCCUCCAGCAAAUCGAAAUAUGCUUUCUGAGUUAGAUGCUAUGGCUCGUGCUUUGCUCAUGUAGGGGCAAAGACAAUUCGAAAUGUCGCCUGGAAAAGGACACUCACAGUUUGUGCUAUGCCUUUGGAAUCCAACAGUCGUUGAACUUUAGCUAUACUUGCUUUCGAGUUUUGGGAUACCCUAUAAUAAUAUUAUUGGCACAUUGAAGCAAAAAAGCUUUCUCCUCAACAUCGUUUAAAUAUUUUGCUGGCCCACUCUGAGUGUAGAUUUAGGGACACUAUACUCCGCUGCUGCUUGAACACCUUUAUUUACAGCGCGUUUUUCAUGUGCUCUUGGGUACAAAGUUUAUAUUUUCCAUAUAUUGAUUGCUGCUUGACUUUCGGAGGCGUAAUGGAACAUGUCUGUACGUGGCAUGCGUACCACCUGAUAUAAAUGAAGGCCACUUGUAGUGCUGUGGCCACUUCGAAUCUGGUACUGUCUUGUUGGUAGUAAAGUCAAUCGGGUGCAGACCAUAUUCCGAGCAAUUGUAAGUAACGACGAUCGCCCCCCCAAUCUUAAAACUUGUUGGGAUGAGUUUUCCUUGAUCUUGCAGUUCACCACCUUAUUUAUGUUCUGUACAAAGUCAGCCUGAUUUCUCCCAGAAAAAGUUGUCUGGGUAACGCCACUUCCUUGUGUUGCACUUCUUUUGAGUAUAUUUGGCAUUUCUGGAGCUCGCAUGUAAACACGUACUGUCGUCCACUUCUUUGGCAUCGAACUUUUUUUUGAGUAUACGCCUUCUCAACAAUAGCGAGUUGGCACGUGAUCAUUGUCGUUCACUUCUUGGGCGUUGAACUUCCUUUUGAAGGUACGCCUUCUCAACAAUAGCACUUUUGCAUGGAGUUGGCAUGUAAUCACUGCUGUCGAUAUUGCCGCCGAAAGUGCUGUUUAGAUCCACAGAGCUUUCUGUGUCGCUGCCAACGUGUGUCUGGAAAACCACCUGGGAAGAAGAAGAUUGAAAGUCCUAAUGUAGUCACUCAACAGGCAAUAAGACAUAAUAAUGCAUAAUGCGUACUUAUGUGGGUAAACUUGACUUCCAGGACUCGAAAACUAGGCACAGUAUAGUCAAUUACCUCUCCUCGGUAUGUAUGAACAGAAGAGUAUAAUCAUCAACGUUUUCUCCGCAGCUCUGACAACGAUUAGGCUCUCCAACAUUAACAAUAGCUGCAGCUGCUGUGAUGCCCACUCGCGAUCGUACGCGUAGCUUGCUGUGUACAUACGCGAGCAAUCAGCAAACUCAACUUGAAGUUGUGUCACAUGAUAUUAUGACUCUGAAUGACGCGUGUCCAACCUCCUCUGACCGUAAGCCAAGUGGUGGUCGGUAGUUAUGUAAGUGAUGCUCUCCAUGUAAUUGUACCUGUUUCACUUCCGCCUUUUGGAGGGUGGCUUGGGUCUAGGAGAGAGCCGCCUACUCUGCAUGAGCGUAGUCGGAUGGUGGUCGAUGGUAUGUCAAUGAGGAUCGGCGGGCCAGAGAUCUGAACGGGUAGGUGGUUCGGACAUGGUCACGGGUAGGUGGUUCGGACAUGGUCCAGAGAGGAACAUAGGGAGCUCCUCACACAACAACAUUCUCGUAAAGCAUUGGGCGUGGAUGCUACUGUCCACCCUGUCCCACUUUGUGUUGCCUGAGUCUGCGGCCUUGUGAACAGAUCAUAAAAUGAUCCACGAGGGCCACCGGAACUUUUUACUGAGUUUCGCCACGAUUGCCAAGUAUUGGAAGAAUGAUUGGGCCCUGUCUGAGUGUCUGGGACCGCCUAGUACAAUAGACACUCUCGGCAGUGGGGGUGGCCUAGAUCCUGUCUUAAGUGAGGGUAGCGAUGCUGCUGCUGCUGCUGCUGAGAUUGGAGGUACUUUGAGGUAUGGGCACUGGGUCAUUAGUGGAGGACCAGCACUGGCCCAAAUUGUGGGAGCUUGGUUGCACCACCGGUGCUAAUUUGUUUGCUUGGUGUUGCUAUUUUUAACUGUGGCUGUAAUCAUGCUUAGGGGAUACGAUUUACUCGUGUCAUCAUGCUUAAGGGCUUGUUAAGAUAUUGCGUGCCAGGGGACCUCUUUUGGCUAGUGAUGGGGCACAGUACUCGUAGUAUAGUAUUGUACAGGAGCAGGUACAGUGUCACGCCGGCCGACAACGGAGGGAGAGAUGGCUGCUCGACGCCCGUUAGUGAGCGACGGAUUUGUCCAACAUCGCUCCGAGCUGUUAAAUCAAUUAAAUUAACAAUUAACCACACUGUUUUUUGAGUGUGGUUGUACAGCCACUUGAGAUGUGGGUGUUUUACACACAUGUAUAACAGAGUCAAACAACAACACGUUUGUAUAGUAUACAUGUAGUUGCUUACUCCCCUUCAUGUACUUCUGAUACUAUCAAGUGCUCUGUACAUGUGUGCGGUAGGGAAUAUCAUGAUUAUAGGAAUAAUUUGUACAUCAGGACGAUACAGAAUCCGAUAGUAAGGCGCUCCAUCUCCUCAUGUGCUCCUGGUACUAUUAAUACAACAUACUGCGGAGGAGAAAUAUGUCUGAAUGUAAUAUAGGUAUAAUAUUAUAUGAAGUUCCUCUUGGGCACAGUCAGGUCUAUAGAUGUAAGAUACAUAUACCCUUCUUUUUGGUGGCAGACGCACAACCUGUCCCUGUCGCACCCUUUGCAGUGCUUGUUUCUUUCUGGGCUCAGUGUCAUCACCAGGUACGUCAGAGUUGGAUCCACUGUCGAUACUGUUUUUACCGUAGUUCAUGUUCUUUGUGACGGACGCACAUGCACGCGUGGCAUCUUCACCAGCAUGGGUUGGAAACAGAACAUGUAAAUGUAAAACAGUAGUUACACUCUAAAGAACGUGCUGUGUGAAUACACCGUGCACAUAUCCAAUCAAUUUCAUUUUGUGGUAUCUUCCAGUACUUCUUGUAUACAAUCCUCGUGGUACCACAAAAGAUAGCAUACAACAAAAGAUAGCAUACAAUCAGUGAUGAAGACUGUAUUCUACAUACACAAUAGACUUUUACGCUUACUUCCCCUCAAUUUCUUUUGGCCUUUUCUGAUGCUUGGAACGUUUUUUAGGAAGUAUGAGUGAAGGUGAUCCCUCAUCUGAUGUUAUCUAUAAUGAAAGUUAGCUUAUCUAUAUAAAGUCACUGAGAAGAAAAUACUAUCUACAUGCAUCUAUUGUUGUAUUACCGUAUAGCGCGAAAUUUUCGAGGCACUUAUAUUUCGUGGAUUGGCCUCUAAAAACCAUUUCGUUGCACAAUGUUCGCGGAAUGGCUGCUUACCGGAAGCCACGCCUUUAAAUCUUUGCAUGAUAGCAGGUAAUUCUAAUUAAAGAACACUUUUUGUGGACUUAAUUUUCGUGUAGAAUUCUAACCCACGAAAUCCGCGAAAAUUAAGCCCCUCGAAAAUUUCGCGCUAUACGGUAUGUGGCUUACCAGGACCUCAAGAAAGAAGAAAAUUGAUUCUUCCAGGAUCUGUAGAGUGUAGUUCAGUGUAUAUAAUAUCUAAGAAGAAAAGACCUGUGUACAUGCAUAUUGUUAUCUAUAUUGUUAUGUGGUAGUGUUUUGUGGCUUACCAGGCCCUCAAGACAAAGAUGAUUCUGCCAAGGAUCUGGAUCUGGAUCUUGGAUAUUUACCACAUUAAUGUUGGCUACGCUCCGAAGCGUCAAUCAGCGGUAAUACCCUCAACUACCCAUCAGCCUUAUGGGGAGUUGGAGGGGUGGAGUAGCGUAGGAGGAGGCCGUCUAUGAAUAUGAUUAGCUGCAAAUACCCUGCGGUUAAUUUUGGGUCAAUGAAUAUCAUUAAUCCCAGGACGAGGGAAUAAAUUAGGUGAGUAGCUAGGUUACGAGCCCCCUCCAAAGAGAAUCAAUUUAUCUGAGUCCACAGAGUAUUUACAAAUACAUAAGUAGUAAUUAUAAUUAUACAGGUACGUCACAUAAACAUAGUUACAUCCAUUAAGGUGCGGGUUCUGUACUAAUAACUGCUGAAUAGCUAGCGAGUUUGUCCCUUGGGGUGCGAAUAUAGAGUUGGUAUGCCGAGCUCUUCCAUCUGCCCAGCAUUUGGAUGACAGGUUCGCUGAGACCGUGGGCCCCGGCAGCAGUGGCGGCCCCAAUCCGAAAUGAGUGGCCAGCGUACCUAGAGGAGUCCACGCCCAGGCGCGAAAGAGCGUCUCGGACUUGGGACACAAAUCUAGACUUGGUGAGAGGGCGUUCGUCCGCAAAUAAAAAUAGAAAACCCUGACGGUUACCUCGGAGCGCGAGGUAUGACAGCAACGCUGUCACUGGGCAUAGAGGAUUAUUGGUUCGGCCAAGGACUAUUUCGACCCCUUGGCGAAACGGAUCUGUUUUAGACGCUUUCAGGCGAACCUUGACCACUUGGGGAUCAGCAAUAUUGUCCACUGACACGUCGAAUGCAGACUCCGAUGGGAUGGUCAUUUCACCCGAUCGCAUGAAGCCAAAGAAGCAAGUGCAUAUGGCUGCCCACAGCAUGAACGAGUCUACCUCGUUCCCUUUUGAUGCGAAGAAGGAACGUAGUUUGUGAAGAUGGGCUAGGGUAAUUGGGAGACGUUUUGGGGAGGAUGUCUUAUGGCGUGCCUGCUGCAUUUUAAUGCCCCGGAUGACACCUUCCAACUUGGGAAAAGUGGAGAUCAUGGGGUCUGGGUGAUUGCGAGCUAUUUGCAAGUGCCUUAGUGCCGAGAGAUAAGAUUUAACUGUGGUAUGUGCAAUGUUGUCUUUGGCCAGCCACGAUACGUAUCGGCAGAGAUGUGUUUCUUGGAGUGGUAAGGGGGUGAUGUCGAAUUGUGCGCAAAAAGAGAGGUACCGUGCUUGUGCUGAGGUGUAGGUGCGUUGUGUAGAGGGGGCUAGGGCGUGGUGAAAAUAGAAUUCCACAACCUUAUCCAGGCUUGUGAUGUCCAGUCCGGUUUCUCCCCGAGAAGAAGCUCCAGGACUGCUUUGGGUAUUGAUGAGGGUAGUCUCCGUGCCUGAGGGGAGAGAGAGAGAAAUAAUUGAGCCUUGUUCCGAGAGAGAGCGUCUGUCAGAACGUUCUCUGCCCCCGGAAUAUGUGCAGACGAGAAAAUGAAGUUGAAAAAUGCAGCCACAAAUGUUAAGCACCGCAUGAGAUGCAUCAUUGAAUCGUCGCGAACAGAACCCGAAUUGAGUAGCGCUACGACUGCUGAAUUGUCGGAGUGAAACCGCACCGAUAGGCCCUGCCAAUUUUUUCCCCAUAGUAUUGCAGCAAUGACAAUAGGGAUCAUUUCUUUGGCUGAAAUGUGGCAUUCCCCUGUGGCUGGGGGCCAUUGGAGCUGGAACCAUGCUGGGCCUGUCAAAGCUGCGCAUCCCCAUGAACCCGAAGCGUCCGAGUAUACAUGUAGCUGUGGGCGCUGGAGGCUAUAGGCGUAUAGCAUUGAAGUGCCAUUCCAUUGGUGUGCAAAGGUCCUCCACCAGGUAAUGUCAGAACGAGCGCCAAUGUUCAGGCGGACGAACUGCUCUAAGUGGUUGACUACCGUGGCCAGGUCUAUGAGUCGGCGAAGGAAGGAUCUCCCUUGGCGUACCACCUUUGCAGCGUGCUGGAGGUGGCCGAUUAGGGAUA